Sesamum indicum (sesame) is the source of this 2044-nucleotide messenger RNA. RefSeq names its product serine hydroxymethyltransferase 3 (gene SHM3). Gene Ontology annotation, cellular component: cytoplasm; mitochondrion. Lineage: Eukaryota; Viridiplantae; Streptophyta; Magnoliopsida; Lamiales; Pedaliaceae. The record is from RefSeq and is a predicted model, not a curated record. Gene Ontology annotation, molecular function: glycine hydroxymethyltransferase activity; pyridoxal phosphate binding. Gene Ontology annotation, biological process: tetrahydrofolate interconversion.
GACGACGAUAUAGCGGCGCGCGCUUUUGUUCGCAGCUAGGUUUUCUGUAACACUUCUCACUCUUAUAUUCGCUCAACCGUUUCAUAUUGAUAAGAAGAAAAACCCAACGCUACAAAAUUUUAUCAUCCUAAUUGGGAAAGUAGAUUUCUGGGGAAGGAUUCUUCAGCUGCAACGGAGAAGCCGAAUCACGUUAGGGUUUUUGGUUGAACUGUGCUGAGAGCACGCCAGCAUGCAGGCUUGUGGGGGAUCAGCAAUGAUGAAUUCUAUUCAACAGCCUUUUGGGCCCAAGGGAUCAUUAUUCCCCUCGAAAUGGCUUGGUAUCACUGGAUGCCCGAAUCAUGUAAAACUGAGUUCAAUCAAACCGUGUAGGUCAUCUCAACUAGAAGGGAGCUUAAUCACUGGGAAGCCUCCUUCUUCUGUGUCUGUUCCUAUCCCUGAAAUUGGAGGUACUGGAAGCAGCUUUGUGGACUACGGCUUGAGUGAAGCUGAUCCUGAAGUCCGCACCAUUAUUGAUAAAGAGAAGAAUCGUCAAUUUAGAAGCUUGGAACUGAUUGCUUCAGAGAAUUUUACAUCUCGAGCUGUGAUGGAAGCAGUUGGUUCUUGUCUCACUAAUAAAUAUUCUGAAGGAUUGCCUGGCAAAAGAUAUUAUGGUGGCAAUGAAUACAUUGAUGAACUUGAGAUUCUUUGUCAAGAAAGAGCUCUUGCAGCAUUUAAUUUGGAUGGAGAGAAAUGGGGCGUAAAUGUUCAACCAUUAUCUGGUUCUCCAGCUAAUUUUGAAGUUUACACAGCAAUUCUUAAUCCACAUGACCGCAUAAUGGGUUUGGAUUUACCUCAUGGUGGACACUUGUCGCAUGGGUUCAUGACUCCCAAGAGACGGGUGUCAGGCACAUCUAUUUAUUUUGAAUCUAUGCCCUACCGGCUGGAUGAGUCUACAGGCCUAGUUGACUAUGACAUGCUUGAAAAGACAGCGAUCCUCUUUCGUCCAAAACUUAUUAUAGCUGGUGCUAGCGCCUAUCCCAGAGAUUUUGACUAUCCUCGCAUGAGAAAGAUUGCAGACGCUGUUGGCGCUUUUCUUAUGAUGGACAUGGCUCAUAUUAGUGGACUCGUUUCCGCUUCUGUUGUUGCUAAUCCUUUUGAGUACUGUGACAUUGUAACGACUACGACACAUAAGUCUCUUAGGGGUCCAAGAGGUGGCAUGAUAUUUUUCAAGAAGGAUCCUGUUCUGGGAAUUGAUUUAGAAUCUGCAAUUAACAAUGCUGUUUUUCCAGGUCUACAGGGAGGUCCACAUAAUCACACAAUUGGGGGCCUUGCUGUUUGUCUGAAGCAUGCAAAAUCACCAGAGUUCAAGGCUUAUCAAAAAAAGGUGGUCUCUAAUUGUAGAGCUCUUGCAAGUCGAUUGGUGGAUUUGGGAUACAAACUGGUUUCUGGAGGGAGUGAUAACCAUUUGGUUCUUGUGGAUCUUCGCCCCUUAGGCAUUGAUGGUGCUAGAGUGGAGAAAAUUCUUGAUAUGGCAUCAAUAACCCUCAAUAAGAACUCUGUACCUGGUGACAAAAGUGCACUAGUACCUGGUGGUAUACGCAUAGGUUCCCCUGCCAUGACUACAAGAGGCUUUGGUGAAAAUGAAUUCAUCUCAGUUGCAGAUUUUAUUCAUGAAGGUGUGCAAAUUACUCUCGAAGCAAAGAAGUCUGUUUCCGGGUCUAAGCUCCAAGAUUUUAUGAAAUUUGUGACUUCUCCGAGCUUUCCAUUGGUUGACCGGGUGGCUGAUCUGCAAAGAAGAGUGGAGGCACUGACAACCCAAUUCCCAAUACCUGGCUUGUGAGUGAAGUUGAGGCAACCAGGUCUCCUGCGUCCGCCAUUAUAUAUGUUAGGGAGGCGGCAAAAUGUGUGCCCCCAGCUUGCUAGAUUAGAACUCUGAUUGCUUUUUAUAAGUCGAGGGAUGAAAUAAUUUUUGACACUGGCUUUAAGUCUUGUUGUAGUAUGUAUGUAUCUGGAUCUGAAUCCAAAUGUUUUUGCGAGGAAAACUGGAUCUCCUCUUUGUUAACUA